Messenger RNA from Apaloderma vittatum (bar-tailed trogon), 1295 nucleotides. RefSeq names its product TraB domain containing (gene TRABD). The record is from RefSeq and is a predicted model, not a curated record. NCBI's taxonomy places the organism in Eukaryota, Metazoa, Chordata, Aves, Trogoniformes, Trogonidae. The transcript has 9 exons. Bases 1 to 1125 code for a protein of 374 amino acids.
AUGCAAGAGGAGCAACAGCCUGAGGCUGCUGCAGAUCCAAUGCCCUCCUCAGAUGCACCAGAAGAUGGCCCAAAGGAACCGUCGAGUGUAUCGCAGAAUAUCUCUGAUGCAGAUGCAUUUAAAAUUCUCCUGGAGAUGAAGAUGAAGAAGAGGCAGAAAAAGCCUACUUUACCAAGCACUGUGACUGAGCUUGGCACUGAGGAUGGCUCUAAAGUAUAUGUGGUUGGAACAGCCCACUUCAGUGACAGCAGCAAAAAGGAUGUAGUGAAGACAAUACAAGAAGUGCAGCCUGAUGUAGUUGUGGUGGAAUUAUGCCAGUACAGAGUUUCUAUGUUAAAAAUGGAUGAAAAGACAUUACUAAAAGAAGCCAAAGAAAUAAAUCUGGAAAAACUUCAACAAGCUAUAAAGCAGAAUGGAGUCAUGUCUGGAUUGAUGCAAAUGCUGCUUCUGAAGGUUUCUGCUCACAUCACAGAACAGCUGGGAAUGGCCCCAGGAGGAGAAUUCAGGGAGGCUUUCAAAGAGGCCAGUAAAGUACCUUUCUGUAAAUUCCAUCUUGGAGACCGACCCAUCCCUGUUACAUUUAAGAGAGCAAUUGCUGCACUUUCUUUCUGGCAAAAAGUCAAACUUGCUUGGGGCCUUUGCUUCUUGUCUGACCCAAUCAGUAAAGAUGAUGUGGAGAAAUGCAAACAGAAGGAUUUACUGGAGCAGAUGAUGGCAGAAAUGAUCGGAGAAUUUCCUGAUCUUCAUCGAACGAUUGUCUCGGAACGAGAUAUUUACUUGACCUACAUGCUGAAGCAAGCAGCAAAGCAGACAGAACUACCUCGAGCUUCAGAAAAUGAACCUAGAAAAUAUAUCCCAGCUGUUGUAGUUGGUGUUGUUGGGAUGGGUCAUGUACCUGGAAUUGAAAAGAACUGGAACUCUGACUUAAACAUCCAGGAAAUAAUGAGCGUGCCUCCUCCAUCAGCUUCAAGUAAGAUUUUCAAAUUUGUCAUAAAAGCGACAGUUUUUGGACUGAUGGGAUACGGCUGCUACCGAAUAGGUCAAAGGACGGUUCAGUUUAUUCUCUCGAUGCCAGCAGCACAGAGCUAUCUUCAGAAGCUGACAGAAAUAAGGUCUCAGCAUUGAACAUCGCGUGGACACACUAGGCGAAGGAGGUGGCUGAAAAAGGGUGGCAGAGGCAACAGCUGUGAACUGGACUGCGAGAAGAGCAAGAUGAGGAUUCUAGUCAGAGGUGAUCGAUGCUGAGCAACGCUGAAUCACUAUAUAAUGAAAGAUUUGAUACUGAAGUUACACCA